AUGGCUGAAGUGGAGGAAACCCUGAAGAGGAUCCAGAGCCAAAAAGGAGUCCAAGGAGUCGUGAUCGCCAACUCAGAAGGGAUUCCCAUCAGGUCGACUCUGGACAACUCGAGCACAGUGCAGUACACAGGUCUGAUCCACCAGCUGCUGCUGAAGGCCAGGAGCACGGUGCGAGACAUCGACCCCCAGAACGACCUCACCUUCCUCCGAGUUCGCUCCAAGAAGAACGAGAUCAUGAUCGCUCCCGACAAAGACUACUUUUUAAUUGUGAUUCAGAAUCCUUCAGACUGA
Messenger RNA from Knipowitschia caucasica, 291 nucleotides. Lineage: Eukaryota; Metazoa; Chordata; Actinopteri; Gobiiformes; Gobiidae. The record is from the annotation of a GenBank genome assembly.